AUGAAGGCAUCGGGCUCCCAAGCUUCAAUGGAGCCAGCUACGUCAAGCUCCGAUGUGCCGAUGCGGGUGCAAAAUGUACCACCAGCGGCUGUUGCGCUGCAAGCCAGCCUGGCUUCAAGCGCCUUGUGCAGUGCGCCCGUCAACAACUUCAGGGCGCGCGUCACUACCGCAGGCUUCAUGUUCCCGGCUCGACGCACAAAGCAGCCGAAGCAAGACGCCUAUUCAGGCCUCGUGGCGAUGCUGGAUGACUUCUUUCCUGUAAGUUGUGUUCUGCGUAGACAAGGCUGUUGGCCAAAGAAGAGAAGGCAGACUGCCUGA
Molecule: messenger RNA, 318 nt
Organism: Symbiodinium pilosum
Lineage: Eukaryota; Dinophyceae; Suessiales; Symbiodiniaceae
Source: the annotation of a GenBank genome assembly